UCCAAAAAAGAGAAGGAGAAAAGGAAGAGGGAAAAAAAACAUGCCCCAAUCCCGUCCAUCUACCCCCUCCCUCAUCCUUAGUGAAAAACUGGAGUUGCUGUCCGAGAGUCUCCAGAAAGUAGCUGAAGGGUUCCAGAGCGCACUGCCCCAGAUCCCGUGAACCCUCGGACAGGAGCUCGCUACAAGGCUGAGCAGCGUCCUGGGCACUGGGGAUCCAAAACCGGGGGAGGCAUUAAUAUCCUUGGAUAAAAGAGAUGUGUGCAACUUUAAGGACUUUUAGAGAGCCACUGGGAGAAUAAGGAAUCACGGAAGACACGAAGGACCUCAAAGCAAUAAAAGGUGAAUAAUUGGAUUUGCCACUGUCGGGAGGUUGAGGCAGAGAAGAGUAAACAGAAGAAAAAAAGCAACCAAAAAGUAGGUGAGGUGAUAACAGAAGCAACCAUGAGAUGUGUAACAUGGUGCAUGGGCAUCAUUCUCUGCCUCUCCAUCUGCUUGCUCAGCAAGUGCCACUCAGGAAUGGAACUAAUGCAAUCUCGUCAACGGCGAGCACCUGCCGAUGACUCCAAGAAAUGCUCCUACACUUUCCUGAUGCCCCAGCAGAAGAUCACAGGCCCGAUCUGCGCCUCUGCUACCGGACCUGAACCAGACAAAGACCGGGUGACACGUAUGGACAUUGCUGACGUGCGGGAGGUCCUUUCCAAGCAGCGACGGGAGAUUGAAAUGCUGCAACUAGUGGCAGACGUGGACGGGAACCUGGUAAAUGAGAUGAAGCUUCUACGCAAAGAGUCUCGUAACAUGAAUUCCAGAGUGACACAGCUCUACAUGCAGCUGCUUCACGAAAUCAUCCGCAAGAGGGACAACUCCCUAGAACUGGCGCAGCUGGAGAACCGCAUUUUGAACGUCACCACGGAGAUGCUCCGACUGGCCUCCCGUUACAAAGAGUUGGAGCUGCGUUUCGCAGGCCUUGCUGCCACAGUCAACAACCAAUCGGUGCUCAUCUCCGCCCUGGAGGAGCGCUGUCUCCGUGGAUAUGGACGUCAAGAUCUGCCGGCCGUGCCUCCGCUGGUUCAGGUGGUACCGGAGAGUAUUCCGGCCAACAAUAACCGCUUCACCAAUGAGAUUCAGAGAGACAACAACAACCGAGCAUUUCCUAGAGGAUCACGAAUGGACGCUCCAACGCCCGACCCGCUGGGAAUCCCACCACCCCCACAGGGCACCCUCACUUCAGAUGGCCCGUUCAGAGACUGUUUUCAGGUGCGGCAGGCGGGGCACAGCACCAGUGGGAUGUUGUUGAAAACAGAGGGUAAUGAUAGGCUAAUUCAGGCCUGGUGUGAACAUAAAUUAGACAACGGAGGCUGGACCGUUUUUCAGCGAAGGAAAGAUGGCUCGGUCAACUUCUUCAGGAACUGGGAGAACUACAAGAAAGGCUUUGGGAACAUAGAUGGAGAGCACUGGCUGGGCUUGGAGAACAUCUAUAACCUAGCCAAGCAGGGGGACUACAAAUUGCUGGUGGAGCUGGAGGACUGGGUUGGGAAGAAGGUCUAUGCAGAGUACAGCAGUUUCCAUCUGGAGUCUGAAAGUGAAGCCUUCAGGUUGAGACUGGGCACCUACCAGGGCAAUGCCGGAGACUCCCUCACAAGCCACAAUGGAAAACCCUUCACAACGCUCGACCGGGAUAAAGACGCCUUUACAGGCAACUGCGCUCAUUUCCACAAAGGCGGCUGGUGGUACAACGCGUGUGGACAAACCAAUCUGAACGGCGUGUGGUACUCCGGUGGUGUGUAUCGCAGCAAGUUCCAAGAUGGGAUCUUCUGGGCGGAGUAUGGAGGCGGGUUCUAUUCGCUCAAAUCAGUCCGUAUGAUGAUCCGGCCAAUAGACUGAGGUUCACCCCAGGACCUCACCCUCAUUUCACAUGAGUCUAAAUCGCUUGAAUGUACUCAUAACUCACUUCAGCACUUAUUUAUAAUCACACAUUUAUGUUUAUGAGGACUGACAUGUAUAACACAGUAUAGUCGUCAUUGGUAACAACAGCAUAACAAAUCGUGAAAAGGAGUUAAAGGACAUGCGUUUAACCAGACUUGAACACCGAUGCCAUUUGGUCUGUUGAACAGUCCAUCGGAAUUCAGAGAAGACGACGUAAAAAACUAAAAAGUUGGAGUCGGAUGACAACACGGUCAACUUCAGGAUCUCCUGCUCUUCUCCAUCUCCUAAAUUUUCCUUUUACUGUUUACUUCUUACAUUCUUCUCCACUGCAAUAUCUUCAUUGGUGUCUGUUCCUUCUGACUCUCCCUCAUUGCUUGGACUGACGACUUCAAAGCCUCAAUCGCAGGUUUUUAAUUAAAGAUCUUUGGCCUCUUGCUUUGGAGGCUUGUCUGUAACAGGACUAGCACUGGGCUGAACCGUUCACCAGGCCCCGUCUGCAUUCGGGGGUAACGUUGGUCUGUAAAUAUACUUCAUGUUUAAUAGUUGUUUGUUUUUGUAAGAGUUAAUUUAAGGACUCACCUCCAAUCCACAGUAUUCAUUUGUUAUUUAUAUACCAGUGAUCUGUAUUUAUUACAGUUAUAAUCCUCCAAUCAUCUAUUUAACCCCGAUUAUGAUGUACCAUUGUGCUUUUGACAAACUUUUGUAUACUUUUACCAAAAGAGAGAGAAAAUUACAUCCAGGGUUGUAACCACCAUGUACAUUGAACUUCCAGCUCAGAGGUUGAUCAAUAUGCAGCUUCAACUUCCAGCUUAGAGGUCAAUCAAUAUGCGUUUUUCAAAGUCUAAAUCUUAAAUUCAAUAUUAUUUCGUCCACAAUAUAAUACUGUAUGUUUUCAAGUGAAACAAGAUAUUCAACAAGUGGGAGUUGAUUGGACUGUGAAAAGCAGACAUUAAAUACCAUAAUGGAGCCAAACCAAAUAUGAGUUUGUUAAAACAGUUGGUUGAGAUUAUCCAACUGUUUGUGUGGCCUUAUUUUAGGAGAUAAAGUAGUUGCAGAGUAUUAUGAGCAAGCAUUCAGAACUCUGGAAUUGGCAUCCUUUCAGGUAAUGAGUUGAAAUUUUAAGUAAAUUGGUCAUGCUUCACAUGAAAUGAAAUUUAUCAAUCAAAAGUUAAUUUAUUACAAAGUAUAAAACCCUAAAAAAGGCCUUUAAACUCUUAUAACUUUCAGACAAGGCUUAUUCAAGCCAUCAUUCAAAGUUUGUCUUGAUGAAUCUUCAUUUUCUAGCUACACUUGUAGUUCGAAUAUAUGGAUUUUUUGAAUUUCAAAACAUAUAAGUUGUACUACUUAAAAUUCAAAUUGCAAUUCUGUAUGUUUUCGCAACCUAAGUGAAAGCAGAAGUUAAUAGCAAAAUUAGCACCAAUUAAAUAAUGUGCACCAAUAAAUUGGUCACAAUAAGGCCAAGAAUGAUAAUUAUGUAAGUAAAUGUGGUCCAUUUUGAUUUCAUGUUGAGUUUUUCAAUUGGUCUACCUUCAUUAAUUGGUUACACCACUUACUGGCUCACAAACUAUAGGCCGAAUUUAUGCUAGACUACCUUUAUAAAAAUCACACAAACUGAUUUACUCCAUCAACAGGGGGAUGGACACACUUAUGCCCGAAUAUAAUUUUGGUAUGAAUGAAAUGAAAUACAUUUUUGUUUAAAUGAUCUCUGAAUCCACUUUUAACGCUGCAACACUGAAUAAAACAGCGUCCAAAAGCC
Pimephales promelas (fathead minnow) is the source of this 3679-nucleotide messenger RNA. RefSeq names its product angiopoietin like 1a (gene angptl1a). Gene Ontology annotation, biological process: blood coagulation, common pathway; platelet aggregation; positive regulation of heterotypic cell-cell adhesion. Gene Ontology annotation, molecular function: protein-macromolecule adaptor activity; extracellular matrix structural constituent. Gene Ontology annotation, cellular component: fibrinogen complex. The record is from RefSeq and is a predicted model, not a curated record. NCBI's taxonomy places the organism in Eukaryota, Metazoa, Chordata, Actinopteri, Cypriniformes, Leuciscidae.